Molecule: messenger RNA, 7480 nt
Organism: Argiope bruennichi
Lineage: Eukaryota; Metazoa; Arthropoda; Arachnida; Araneae; Araneidae
Product: tyrosine-protein phosphatase Lar-like
Exons: 41
Coding region: 635-6814 (2059 amino acids)
Biological process (GO): protein dephosphorylation
Molecular function (GO): protein tyrosine phosphatase activity; protein binding
Source: RefSeq, a predicted model, not a curated record
CUGUUCUCGGGCGAAGUACGAACAUAAUCGUGGUGCAUCAGUCUUCGUGCACGCAGUGUAGAAAAGUGUACGGAGCGCCAACGUUGAAAUCGAUUUCACGGUGCUCACGCAUGCUUUUACAUAGGAUUAUUCUAUGGAUUAAACUCAAGGAUGUGAAUCGCAAAGGAUUUCAAGUGGUGUUUUGAAUUGUUCUUUGUGGUUUCUGUGCUUCGAGUGACGGACGGAGAAGGCAGAAAUAAAGAUUAUUCCUGCAGUUGCAUGGAAUCACGUAAUUACCUACUGUGUCAGAGUGACGGCCGUUCUUUUGUACGUGACCAGCUGAAUGUAAAUGUAACGUAUGAUCUCAAAAGCUACUUGACGGUUACGUGUUAUUUGUACGAAAAGCUAUUGGAUGUUUAGGAUUUGUAUCUUGUAAUGUUAUGGACUAAAUAUUUGAUAUCAACCCUUCCUCAGCGUAUAAAAUUUCAUCAUCUGUGUACUACAUAUCACAAGCUUCUGUCAUAUUUGUUGUAAAAAUCUAACUCGGUGUUAAAAAGAACUAUUUUCUACACAUUUCAAUGGAUGAAUAUUCAUAUAUUGGUGUUUUUCAAACUUGACUCGUUGUAAAGGUUCUAUGUGUGUACUCUACUUCUAGAUGAAUCCACUAGUCUUCAAGAUGUCUUUUUAUCGUCUAAGUGUCAUCUUCUUCUUACUUGUCUCUGAGUGUUUUCAUAUUUGCAUAUCUGAUGGCGAUUACUCCCAGCGAGAAUACGUCAAAUUCCUAAAACAUCCACCAAGAAUUGAAACAGCUCCUCGCAAUCAAACGGUGCUGAACAACGGAGUGGCCAGCUUCGUGUGUGCUGCAGUCGGCAACCCUAAACCCCAGAUAGAAUGGAGGAAGAAUGGAAAGCGUGUCACCACACAGAGGUACACAGUUCAGGAAAUGCCCAACGGAUCCGUGCUCCGGAUAGAUCCUGUCAAAGCAGGAAGGGAUGACGCCACAUACGAAUGCAUGGCCGAAAAUGGAGUUGGAGAGCCGGUCCGUGCACUCGCCACUCUCACUGUUUUAGCAGAAGAUCAGAUUCCUCCUGGAUUUCCGCAGUUCACGAUGCAGCCCCAGAUUCAAGGUGUGGAGAUGGGUCGAAAUGCUCUUCUACCUUGCCGAGCGGAAGGAACACCCCAACCAACCAUCAGGUGGCUCAAAAGCUACAUACCUGUCGACAUGAGUGACCCUCGCUAUUCACUUGUUCAAGGAUCUUCUCUUCAAAUCAUGGAAACAGAGGAAGACGACCAGGGUAGCUAUGAAUGCGUUGCAGAUAAUGAAAAAGGAACGGCCGUAUCAGGACCUGCGACAUUAUACGUCAGAGUUCGAAGGGUCCCUCCAUAUUUCUCCAUACCACCGGAAGAAUUGUAUGAAGUGAUGCCAGGAUCGAAUCUGAACAUCACCUGUGUAGCAGUCGGAUCUCCCAUGCCGUAUGUCAAGUGGAAGAAAGGCCUCAUGGAUAUAACGUCAGAACACGAUAUGCCCAUAGGCAAGAACGUCCUGCAGCUGGUAGAUGUCCGGGAAAGUGCCAACUACACGUGCGUUGCGGCGUCCAAGCUGGGGAGCAUUGAAGCUGUUGCACAAGUCGUCGUGCAAGGUAGGGCUCUCCCUCGCCCACCAACUCGAGUUCAGAUAUCUGACGUCACAGCUUCAUCUGUCCGAAUCGCUUGGUCCUAUGACAUCGGUUCUGAGAAUAUCAUCUACUACGUGAUUCAAUACAAACCCAGACAAACCAAUCAAGAUUACAGCGAGAUUAGUGGCAUCAACACUAUGUUCUAUACAAUCCGAGAUCUCACUCCAUAUACGGAAUAUGAAUUUUACGUUAUAGCAGUUAAUGCAAUCGGCAGAGGUAGCCCCAGUGCGCCGGCAGUUAUUACAACUGGAGAAACGGUGGAUUCCGUUGGAUCUGGCAAACCUGGUAGUGCUCCUCGCAAUGUUCAGGCUACUCCUCUUAGCACCAGUACUGUGGUUGUUCAAUGGGACCCACCAAAAGAACCUAACGGACAAGUCACGGGUUACAAGGUUUAUUACACUUUGAAUCCUCAUUCUCCAACACAAACAUGGAUGAGUCAAAUCGUGGACAACAAUCAGCUGACAACCAUUAGCGAUUUAAAAACUCAUGCUAUCUACACGAUGCGAGUCCAGGCUUUUACCAGCAGAGGUCCGGGUCCAUUGUCAGCACCUAUUCAAGUAAAAACCCAGCUAGGAGUUCCAAGCCAACCAACCAAUCUGAGAGCUACUCCAGCCUCUGCAACUACUGUCCAAUUAAGCUGGACCAGACCAACACACACCGGUGAAAAUAUCAUCGGUUAUGAAUUGUAUUGGAAUGACACUUUUACACAGCAUGAAUAUCAUCGUGAAAUACCUGAUGUGGAGUCGUAUACUCUUGGAGAGCUGUAUCCGGAUACUUUAUACUUCGUAUGGGUGGCUGCAAAAUCGAAGAGAGGAGAAGGCGCUGCUACACCCCCUGUUCACGUUCGAACUGAACAAUAUGCUCCCAGCUCCCCUCCCUUGGAAGUUACGGGCGUAACCCUCAAUUCCCGUUCCUUGCGCAUUUCUUGGGAACCUCCUCCCAAAAACCACUGGAACGGAGUUUUAAAGUUUUAUAAAGUAUUGUAUCUAAAAGCUGAUAAACCACCCGUUCCUGCCUCUGCCAAUACAAAGAUCGUGGAUGCCAAAGACACCCACGUGGUACUGGACAAACUCAACACUUGGACUGAGUACCGAGUGUGGGUUUUAGCUGGUACCGAGGCGGGUGAAGGACCUCUCUCGGAAGCUAUUGUCCUGCGUACUGACGAAGGAGUUCCCGGCAUGCCUCGUGAUGUUGAAGUCCGAUCCCUCAACAGUACGACCGUGAACGUCCGCUGGAAAGCCCCUGCCAACCGCGACCGUAACGGUCUCAUCAGGGGAUACCAGAUCCACGCGCAGGAGAUGAAUCGGGAGGGAGAUCUGGUGAAUGAAGGCAUGCGGUACGACGUGGCAGAGGAAGAAGCUGAAGAGUACAAUGUGACUGGGCUUCAACCUGCGACCAAUUAUUCCAUACAGGUGGCAGCUGUGACCAGGAAAGGGGAUGGCGCCCGCAGCAGGGCGGUUACGGUGGAGACACAAGGUGGAGUACCAACUCGGCCUGAAAUGACGCUUCAGUUAACUCAAGAAGAACCCACACCAGUCGUUCAAGUCCAGUGGUCCCGCCCUGCUCAUAUUUAUGGUCAGCUAUUGAGCUACAGGCUAAGAUAUGGAAAAGUAAAUGGUACUGAUUUAGAAGUGAUGGAUAUCAAUCCGCUUGAUCAUCACACAAGUGUUAGAAAUCUGGAUCGAGGUACCAAAUAUGAAUUUCGAUUAUCCGGCCGAAAUGCUUUAGGAUGGGGACAAGAAUUCGUCACUUAUUUGGAAACUCCUGAAGGAGUCCCCACAGCACCUCCCCAAAACUUGACUCACAAUCUCCAAAGUCCAACGACUGUCGUGAUCAGCUGGGAUCCACCUGUUGCUCAGUAUCGAAACGGCAAAAUUCUUCACUACGGGGUACAGUUCCACAAAGCUCUGGAAUCAAAGGCACCAGAGAGGAAUACCACAGCUUCAAGGCUUGUUUUCAGUGCUCUUGAUGAGAAUACUGAAUACGUGUACCGUGUCCGAGCUUAUACCGCCAAAGGCCCUGGUCCUUGGAGCAGCCCUGCGACAGUGCACACUCCUGGAGACGUUCCGACUGCCCCCACGAAUGUGCAAGCCAUGGCAACUUCAGAAACAACAGUCCUUGUUUGGUGGGAUCAAGUACCCUAUUUCUUGGACAUCCUGGGAUAUAAAGUUCUGUACACACUGACGACCGUCGAAGACCUUGAAGAAUGGCACGAAAAAGAAGUCCCUCUUACGUGGUCAGCAGAACUCACAGGUCUGGACACGCAUGCCAUGUAUGCUAUCCGUGUCGCAGCUGCAACUCGACAAGGAUUAGGACGCCUGUCAGAACUCAUAACUGUGCGAGUGACACCGACAGAUGUACCGACUCUUCUUAGAGCGCAGGAAGUGACAACUCACUCAAUGCUGUUGACCUGGAAAGCGCCAUCAAAACUAGAUCCAAUUAAAUAUAAGAUAUCGUACAGUGCUCAUAAGGAAUUCUACGACAGCCAUGGUCUUCUUCAGGAGCUUCCCAUACCUCCUCAAGAUGAAAUAGUCGAUGCCAUGACGACAGAACUUCGAGUGGACAAUCUCAUGCCCUUUACCAGUUAUCAAGUGAACAUUACUGCCAUUCCCCACGACGAAACUUUCCGACCUCCUGCCAAAAUAACCGUUACGACUGCCAUGGCCGCUCCCAAACCUAUGGUGAAGCCAGAUUCGUUUGGAGUUCAUAACAAUAUGGAGAUCACAGUUGUUCUACCUCAGGCAUCUGAAGAAUAUGGCCCCAUUAGUCACUACUUCCUUGUUGUUGUCCCUGAACAAUUUGCUACAAAAGAGCCAGAUGACUUUACAAUUGAAGAAUUAACUGCAACCAAACCUGAUCAGACUGGUCCCUUCAUUGCUGCCAAAUUUCUACGAAGAACGAUGCCUGAGAAUUUUUCAUUGGGUGACGGCAAAAUGUACAUGGGUUUCGUUAACCGCCACUUGUUGCAUGGGGUUCGAUACAAGGUUUUUGUGAGAGCUGUCGUGGACACCCCUCAUAAGAGUCUGUAUACCAGCAGCCCUUUCUCGGACAGCCUGAGUUUGGACAUGGCAGCAGCUCCUGGUCACCCCGUACUGGUGGGCAGCGGGGGCAUUUGGGACAAGACUGACCGGCCGGACAUCUCGGAGAUCGACGGCAGCUCGGAGGAGGCUGGGGUCAUCUGGAUCGUUGCACCCGUUCUCCUGCUGCUCAUUAUUAUCACUUUUAUCGUUGUCUUAGUCCUGCUGAGGAGGCGUUAUACCCUUGUUUUUUCCAGGCGUCGACAGCUGGCGAAGACACCUGCUGGCGAAACAACCAUGAAACUCCUGAUGAACGUGGCAGACCGCGAAAUGGUCGCCCACCCUACUGACCCGGUCGAAAUCAGGCGGAUCAACUACCAAACGCCGGCCAUGAUCAACCACCCUCCCAUACCGGUCUCCGAACUCGCCAACCACAUCGAGAGGCUGAAAGCCAACGAUAACGUUCUCUUCUCACAGGAAUAUGAGUCUAUUGAACCUGGACAGCAAUUCACUUGGGAGAACUCGAACUUGGAGAUUAACAAGCCAAAGAACAGGUAUGCUAACGUUAUUGCAUACGAUCACAGCCGAGUUGUUCUUCAACCACUGGAUGGCAUUCCAGGAUCUGAUUAUAUCAAUGCCAAUUACUGCGACGGGUACCGCAAACCAAAGGCAUACAUCGCAACUCAAGGACCUCUACCUGAAACAUUUUGCGAUUUUUGGCGAAUGGUGUGGGAACAGCGUUCUGCUACCAUUGUAAUGAUGACAAAAUUAGAAGAAAGGACCAGAAUCAAGUGCGAUCAGUACUGGCCCAGUCGUGGAACAGAGACAUACGGGGUCAUGUAUGUUAAAUAUACUGAAGUGUCAGAACUGGCAUCUUACUGCAUCAGAACUUUCCAUCUGCAGCGAGUUGGUUUCCCAGAGACUCGUGAAGUUCGACAAUUUCAGUUCACUGCUUGGCCGGACCAUGGUGUGCCAGAACAUCCAACUGCAUUUCUCAUGUUUUUGCGUCGAGUGCAAGCCAUGAAUCCCAUGGAUGCUGGACCAAUUGUUGUUCAUUGCAGUGCCGGUGUGGGCCGCACAGGUUGUUUCAUUGUAAUUGACUCUAUGUUAGAAAGGCUGAAGCACGAGACUACCGUUGACAUUUAUGGCCACGUGACCUGCCUCCGUGCCCAGCGGAAUUACAUGGUGCAGACGGAGGAUCAGUACGUAUUCGCUCACGACUCAGUGCUGGAAGCUGUGGUCGCGGGAGUCACUGAAGUGCCGGCCCGCAGUCUGUAUACACACAUAAAUCAACUGAUGCAAGUCAUACCCGGAGAAAAUACUACUGGAAUGGAAUUAGAGUUCAAGAAACUCAGCAUGCUGAAUAACAGUAAAUCUGUAAAAUUUGUGAGUGCCAAUCUACCUGUUAACAAAUUUAAAAACAGAUUAAUGAACAUACUUCCAUAUGAAUCUACUCGAGUUUGCUUGCAGCCAAUCAGAGGAGUAGACGGCUCAGACUAUAUAAAUGCCAACUAUAUUGAUGGAUAUCGUUAUAAAAACGCUUACAUCGCUACUCAGGGCCCACUUGCCGAAACAACUGAAGACUUCUGGAGAAUGUUAUGGGAACAUAAUUCCAAUAUUGUAGUUAUGUUAACAAAAUUAAAAGAGCUUGGCAGGGAGAAAUGUCAUCAAUAUUGGCCAAACGAGAGAUCUCAGCGGUACUUAUAUUAUGUUGUUGAUCCCAUCACUGAGUAUAACAUGCCUCUCUAUAUCCUGAGGGAGUUCAAAGUGACAGAUGCGAGAGAUGGUCAAUCUCGAACCAUAAGGCAGUUCCAUUUCACGGACUGGCCGGAACAAGGAGUUCCAAAAUCUGGCGAAGGAUUCAUAGAUUUCAUUGGACAGGUACAUAAAACAAAAGAACAGUUUGGACAGGAGGGUCCAAUCACUGUGCAUUGUAGUGCUGGUGUUGGCCGUACUGGUGUUUUCAUAACACUAAGUAUAGUAUUAGAACGAAUGCAGUAUGAAGGUGUAGUGGAUAUUUUCCAAUCAAUUCGUAUUCUACGCACACAGAGACCGGGCAUGGUACAGACAGAAGACCAGUACCAGUUCUGUUAUCGUGCCGCUCUGGAAUACUUAGGCUCAUUUGACAAUUACGCCAACUGAAUCCAUUUUCGCCAUGAAUGUGACACUGCUACAUCGUCAGCUUCCAGCAUACACAGGGUAGUACGGCCAUCAAACAGAAGAGGGACUCAUCUAAGAUCUCAAAAAAUAAAAUAAUUCUUUUUUCCCGAUGGGAGGUCAACCCCUCGUCGUCAUUCAAUCUGUCAAUGGGUGUUUCGUUUGCACAAUCAACAAGUUUCAUUUUUUUUCCGAUGGCCCUUUCGAUUCUACGGGGCCUGCUUCUGUUCCCUCCAAAGAAGUGUGAUGCCAUGUACAGGCCUUGUAAAGUUCCUUUCAUCUUGAACGCUCGUGUCUCCUGAAUUCGUGAAUAUUGAACUUGAUUUCUUUUUUUCCACGUGGAAUGCAUUCAAUCUAAAUGUGAACUUUAAAAGUGCUGUUGUUUCUCCAAAAAAAAGAACUCCAUAAUAAUCAAUUUAGUGGUGCUCUAAUACAUAUUCUUCUCGGGCAACUUGCUGUCCUCACUGAACUCUAUGUAUGGUUGGUGAUAAUAUAUAUUGUUGUUCAGAAUUUAUGAUCAUUUAUGGAGAUAUUAUGUGCAUUUGACCGUGUUGGCGCACGAGAAUGUUUCAGCUACUUUUUAUUGAUGUUUUUCAAAACACAGAGUGAUUUUAAACUAGAGAACAUUCUAAUUAAAAACUUUGCCAUGUU